Suillus plorans is the source of this 1599-nucleotide messenger RNA. RefSeq lists its product as uncharacterized. Bases 1 to 1599 code for a protein of 532 amino acids. Lineage: Eukaryota; Fungi; Basidiomycota; Agaricomycetes; Boletales; Suillaceae. The transcript has 6 exons. The record is from RefSeq and is a predicted model, not a curated record.
AUGGCUGGCGAGGGAGGCUCUAGCCUCUGGAACAACAGUGCAUUUUCAGGGUCUUAUACGCCUUCUCCUGGACCCUCCUUGGCAAAUAUGACGUCACCCGAGGCAGAUUCAUUCUCACCACCCCCAGCGCAAGUCCCACAGCCUCAAUUCAGCUUGUUUCAGCAGGGUGCAUAUAUGCACGAAAACCAAGCCUUGCGAGAGCGUUGUGGAAUCUUGGAAGCACAGGUCACCAAACUCUCCAUUGAACGUGAUACUAUACAGGCAAUGUUUCACCAGCUCGCCUCUUCUGUGCGCCUUGAUGAAGCUGUGGAGUCUCUCGGCUCCAAAGGCACACACCUAUCACUGGCAGCACCCUGCACCAGUAACACCAAACGUCCGACUCGUGAGACACAUCCCAAGGUCAAAUUUUGGAACCAGGACGCAUUCUUGGAUUGGGCAGAACGAGCUAGCGCGCAAGGGCUUCAUCGCGGGAAAAUUCCUUACCUUGAAGGUGAAAACGGAGAACUGGUCCCUGAAGCAACAGUCAAAGCUAUUCGCAAGACCCUGCGUGGAGGAUGGUCAGAACUUGUAAAUCGCCAGCUUGCUCCGAAGUCGUGGGGCAAGUUGUCGUCGACGGGAAACCAAUUCAUUCAUUCACUCAUGGAAAAAUCGUACCCACUGUUUACUCUCGCUAACAACGGAUGGAAACUAGAUUAUCUGUGCAAGUCGUCUUACUCCGCAUGGCGAAGGAACCACCUUGAUGACAACGGCAACUGGAAAUCAAGGAAGGAUGGCAAUGACGACAGUGAUGACGACAGCGACGAUGGAGACUCCUCGGACGCAAAAGGUAAGAAGCGCAAGAAAGUGAAGCGCUCAAAGUCCGAGGUCCCAGAAAAGAAACUCAAAUUUACUCCGGAUGUGUCGAUUCCCCCUUCUUUGCCUCCAACUCCUUCGAUACCACCAGCAGUACUUCCUUCCCCAGUGCUAUCACCAUCUCUGGAUCUUUUGGACUCGGAGAGUGCAAGCAUUCCCACUACCGACGGCGACACUGCAGAGCCUUCUCAUACCAUCAUCGAAGAGUCUCUGGAGAGUGCGAGUGUCACUCCUACUAUUGUUAUUGCAGAGCCUUCCCAUCCCAUCGAAGAGUCCGAAUCUCCCACUACUCUUCCAAGCCCUAUCACCGUGUCAUCUCAUCCUGCCGGCGAUCCGCUUGAGGAAAAGGAAAAUAUACCACCACCACAGCCACCUACCGCUACACCUGCACCAAUCAAAAUCACUGUAUCCAAUCCCAUCUCGUUGCUCGCGCUGGCUGCCGCUGGCGUGAAAAUUCCUCUGCUGCCUUCCGAUUCUGUACCUAUGCAAGCACCUCCUGUUCCAACCGAAAAAGUGUCUGUCCCAUCCGACGGAGCCAACUCCAACCUCCAGAAAGGCAAAGCAGCCAAGGCAGGAAGCAAGAGCUCGAAAAUGCGCCCGAGCCCUACUAAGAAUGGACGUAAUCUAUGCGCUCUUCGUUGGCUGAAGCAAAUCAAAAUUGGCGGGACGACGGAGGAAUUUUGUGCUUAUUAUGGGGAUCUGACACUAGAGCAACGAAAGGCAAGUGAUAUAAUAUCUUGUAUUUGA